GGGCGUGGGAGGAACACCUUUCCCCCAGGGCAGACGUGAGCGAGUGUGAGGGAGGCAGAACAGACAAAUGGUUGCGCGCUCUUUCCGAAGCGACCCCGUGAGGGAAGAAUAGCGCGGGAAAGUGAGGCCAGUCCCCCUGCGGAGACAAGUGAAGAGAGAGUGGGUGUUUGUGUGUUCGUCAGGCCGAGGCCCCUGCAGGGGAAACUGGUGUGACUUCAAGCGCUUUGUGACUUCACCCGCGAGCCCUCCAAGCCGCGCAGCCUCCGCCUCCAUGCCCAUUGCCGGCGAAAGGCAGCCGCUGAUCCCCAAGGGGACCCGCCCUGGGUGGCGCGGGAGGAUGCCCUGCGCCUUUAUGCAGGGAGUGGCCUUCGUCCCCACGCUGCUGGUGUCCUGGUCUUCGGCCGCCUUCAUCAUCUCCUACGUGAUCGCCGUGCUGUGCGGCCAUGUGGAGCCGCUCUUCCCCUAUAUCAGUGAUACAGGAGCAAAGCCUCCAGAAAGUGGUAUCUUUGGGUUUAUGAUUAAUGUCUCUGCAUUUCUAGGUGCAGCUACAAUGUAUACAAAAUAUUUAAUUGUAAAGAAGCAAAAUGAAGUGACAAAUUUCAUUCCUCCUUAUUUCAAUUUAAUUACAUUAAUUAUUGGUGUGCUGGGUUGUGUUGGAAUGGGCAUCGUUGCAAGUUUUCAGGAGCUAGCAGUACCUGCUGUCCAUGACGGUGGAGCCCUUGUGGCUUUUCUCUCUGGCAUUCUGUACAUUGUCCUGCAGACUGUCAUCUCUUACAAGUCACGUCCUCAGUGGUGCACAACAUGUGUAUGUCAUAUACGACUGGCCCUUUCGAUAAUGUCCUUCAUAGCUGCCAUUCCCAUGAUUGCAUGUGCUUCACUAAUUUCCAUAACAAAAAUAGACUGGAAUCCAGGUGAAAAGGAUUAUGUAUAUCAUUUGGUGAGCGCAGUCUGCGAAUGGAUAGUAGCCUUUGGUUUUGUUUUCUACUUCUUAACAUUUGUCAAAGAGUUUCAGAGAGUUACUGUAAGGAUAUCAACAGAAAUGCAUGAAAGCUUUUGACUACAUUUUAUCCAUUAGGAUCACAGAAGCUGGAACUGGGGAGUUACAAAACUUGCAGAAAAACAGGAGUGGUCAAAGCUGACGUGAUGCGGCCCUGCCGCAUCAAUGCAGUGCUGCAGUUUGCAUAACCAUAGUCAAGGCAGAGUGACUUCUAAAUUUCACCACUGUCCCCUAAUUUUGACCCCUUUGGUUGAUGUUAUAAAAUCAUUUUGUGUCUUUUUUAA
Heteronotia binoei (common prickly gecko) is the source of this 1281-nucleotide messenger RNA. RefSeq names its product DNA damage regulated autophagy modulator 1 (gene DRAM1). Bases 272 to 1057 code for a protein of 261 amino acids. Gene Ontology annotation, cellular component: lysosome. The transcript is spliced from 7 exons. Gene Ontology annotation, biological process: regulation of autophagy. NCBI's taxonomy places the organism in Eukaryota, Metazoa, Chordata, Lepidosauria, Squamata, Gekkonidae. The record is from RefSeq and is a predicted model, not a curated record.